Messenger RNA from Colletes gigas, 2697 nucleotides. It is a transcript of the gene Gk2, whose product is annotated as glycerol kinase. Gene Ontology annotation, biological process: glycerol-3-phosphate biosynthetic process; glycerol metabolic process; triglyceride metabolic process. The transcript is spliced from 12 exons. Gene Ontology annotation, molecular function: glycerol kinase activity. Bases 413 to 2242 code for a protein of 609 amino acids. NCBI's taxonomy places the organism in Eukaryota, Metazoa, Arthropoda, Insecta, Hymenoptera, Colletidae. Gene Ontology annotation, cellular component: mitochondrion. The record is from RefSeq and is a predicted model, not a curated record.
UCAACACUUUUCUAACUCUAACGCUAAACAGCGCCGCUCGUAUCGGAGGGAAGCCGCGGGAUCGUACGUUUGGAUGGUUUAAUUUUAGAGUGUCGUCGUUGGCCAUGACCACGAGAGACGGACACACGGGCUAGCGUCGGCAAGACGGAACGUGAAACGGUACGUAAUAUGGGCCGCGGCGUGAGACGAAGCGGGAGGUAAGAAAAGCCAAGCAGAAGGCGAGGAGGCCAGAAGCACCGGGUGACGAGUCUCGCGCAUUCUCUCGGCCGAAUGUGUCCGUUGCAUCGCGAAGUCGAAAGGGAUCGCGCCCGGCAGUUGGCCAAGAGAUUGCCGCGUAAACCCCGCCGUUCCACGAGGCACGUAAAGGCAUUCGCGCGCGUGCCACGCUCUGGAGGACGAUCGAUCGCGGACCAUGGAGCAGGAGAACGGGGACGUGAAGCCGGAGGAUCAAAAGGACGAGGAGGAGGAGGAUGGCACGUUCGACGAGACGGCCAGCUUUCCCGAGCUGGAGCGCACCCAAACCGGCCGGAAGACCAGCAUCUUCAAAUAUUAUGCGUUCAAGGAGAAAGAUACAAUGCCGAGCUCGUCGAAGAAACCGGGUCCCCUCGUUGGAGUAAUUGACGUUGGCACGCGAACUGUUCGCUUUGUGGUGUUCAACGCGAAACACGUGAACGAAGUCGCGUCCCAUCAUAUCGAUAUCGAACAAUUCAGUCCUCAGGAGGGAUGGGUGGAACAGGAUCCCAGAGAGAUCCUUUUCGCGGUGAAGGCGUGCAUCAAGGACGUCGUGCGGAAAUUCGACGUCCUUGGACUGAACAUGGAGGAGCUGGUGACGAUCGGUAUCACCAAUCAGAGGGAAACGACCCUCGCGUGGGAUUCAACGACCGGUGAACCGUUAUACAACGCCAUAGUGUGGUCCGAUAUAAGAACAGUGUCCAUCGUCGACCAGAUAAUCGCCAAGUUUCCUGAUCAGAGCAAGAAUCACAUAAAACCGUUGUGUGGUUUGCCGGUCAGUCCCUAUUUCUCAGCGCUGAAGAUCCGCUGGAUGAAAGACAACGUGCCAGCGGUCAAGAAAGCGAUUCGCGACAAGAGGUGCAAAGUUGGCACGAUGGACACCUGGAUCGUCUGGAAUUUAACCGGUGGCAAAGAUGGCGGAUUGUACAUCACUGACGUGACAAACGCCUCGAGGACCAUGUUGAUGAACAUAGAAACCCUCUCGUGGGACCCCACGUUGUGCAGAUAUUUCGACAUUCCUAUGCAACUGUUGCCAGAAAUCAGGAGCAGCGCCGAGAUUUAUGGGGACAUCACCAUUGAACCCCUAAAGGGCAUCCCCAUAUCAGGUAUUUUAGGAAACCAGCAGUCCGCCUUGGUCGGGCAGAAUUGUCUGAAAAAAGGCCAGGCGAAGAACACGUACAGAAGCGGAUGUUUUUUGCUGUGUAAUACAGGAACGACUAGGGUGUAUUCGUCCCACGGGUUGGUCACGACCGUGGCCUAUCAGUUGGGCCCAAAAAAUCCGGCAGUGUACGCGUUGGAGGGCUCGGUUGCUGUUGCGGGAGCUGCCAUUAAAUGGCUACGCGAUAACAUGAAGCUCAUAAAAGAUGUCCACGAAAGCGAGCAUCUAGCCCAAAGCGUGUUCAGCACCGGUGAUGUUUAUUUCGUGCCAGCUUUUACGGGACUGUACGCUCCAUAUUGGAGGAAAGACGCUAGAGGAAUUAUUUGCGGUCUCACCGCGUUCACCACGAAGCAACAUAUAAUAAGAGCAUCGUUGGAAGCUGUGUGCUUCCAAACAAGAGAUAUUUUAGAAGCUAUGUACAAAGACUGUGGUUUUCCAUUGACCAAAUUACAAACGGAUGGAAAAAUGUCAACCAACAAUCUUCUGAUGCAGUUGCAGGCAGAUCUUUGCGGUACACCAGUAUUCAGGUCAACUAUGCCAGACAUCACAGCGUUAGGAGCAGCAAUGGCGGCCGGUUCUGCCGAAGGGAUCGAGGUCUGGGAAUUCGAGGGCGAGGAAGUAGAAACAGUAACGACGGAUACGUUUCUGCCAACGACUACUCCAGAAGAGAGAGAUGCUAGGUAUAAAAAAUGGAAGAUGGCGGUCGAAAGAAGCUUGGGCUGGGCGGCAGUUAAGAGGUCGGACCAAAUGACAGACGAGAGAUACUUCGUUCUGGCGUCGAUCCCUGCGAGUUGGUUCUUAAUGGCGAGCUUCGUCUUACUACGAUUAAGUUAUUAUUUCGAAAGUCGGUGACAGCACGUUCACGUUAUCGCAAUGGAGAUCCAGUUAGAUGGCAGGUAGCCUAUAUUUUAAUUGCAAUCGCAAGUAGAAACAAGGCUGUCGGAACUUAAUUAUCAAUAGUAGAUCAGACCUGUCGACAUCAGUAACAAAUUUACAGAACAGAAAAUAGUACAAAAAGUUUGUUCGAAAUCAGUAAAAACCACUAAUAUUUAAGCUUGCCGACAAAAGGUUCAAUAAUAAAUUAAAAGAAGCGCGAUAUGACAGAACGAGGAGGCCGAGCAAGCAACUGAUUUUCACGGUAAACGUUUCAAGAAAAAUAAUAGCAAUUCGAAUUCAGACGAUGAUUCGUUUUUUUCCCCGCAAACGUUCUAUCGUUAGUCGAUACAAGAUAACGUGGUAUUUCAUGAAGCAUUACGAUCAAAGUAGGCAAAGUACGAGGUAUAGAACCGCGUCACAGUUAUGUAUAA